AUGCCUGAGGGCCGUCUAUCACGUCUGCUCAAGGCCAAGCUGCUACGACGAUCAUCGAUACCCGCGGUACCAAAUCCGGGCAACGGGGCGGACCCGCGUGUCCACCCAAAUCCAACCUCUGGAAUCUCAGGAAACUCUGGUAAUCCCCAUCUCUUCGAUUCCGCGAGUGAAAAGUCACCGUAUAGUGUCGUUUCCUCAGCGGCCCAAUCCUCCGAAGAUACCGCCUCGGGUCCCGCUGCACACGAGGGUGCCCGGCACAAAUCGCGUCGAAAUCGGCUCAACCUCGCCGUUGCCUACCCCUCUCUCCGAGGAUAUCUCCUCCCCCUCGAUUCGCCGCUCCCGACUCCCCAGCAUUCCGACGAUACCUCCCUGCAGGUCGCGCAGGUCAAACUUCGUACGCCAAGUUUAACCGAGUAUCAAUUGACUCCGACCCUAGAUACCGUUGUCGAAAGAUACACGGAAGAUCGCAGUCCGACUGAUUCUUUCUUUCCGCCUCCUGCCACUAAGCGACCUAGUCUUGCUAGUCGCCGGCAAUCACUCCUCCCUGCGUCGCAUCAACACUUGAUUAGUGGGCUGCUCGAGCAGAGUCUAUUCCCCUCACAAGGUGACCAAGGCAGCAGUCGUGUGCCCGUAGCUGCUGCCAAUAUGGUUCAACGUCGCAUCUGGGUGAAACGGCCCGGUGGCUCGGCCACACUGGUGCCGUGUUUAGAGGAUGCGGUAGUGGAUGAGUUACGCGACCAAGUCAUCAUGAAAUAUGGUAACUCACUAGGAAGGACAUUCGACUCGCCGGAUAUAUUGAUAAGGAUUGUGGCUCGCGAAGCAUCGAACCGGCUCGUAACGCCAGAGCGACUCUUGAGCCCAGAGGAAGUUCUGGGAUCCGUGCUCGACUCAUAUUACCCAGGUGGUCAAACGAUUGAGGAGGCAUUACUGAUCGAGGCACCAACGCGCCGAACACCGAAGCCAUCGCCGCGCCAUACCGGUUAUCAUCAUCACCAUCCAGAGCCUGGUGAGCAUGGAGACUACUUCCCUCUUAUGCCUACCAAUACAAAGGUUCCUACCCCGCCUACACACACGUCAAGUUCAGGCGUAGCCAGCGCACCGUCAAUUUCUAUCCUCACUACCGGCGUGCCUCCUCCAUUACCAUCUCCAGGGAGCCGUGCUCGGCAUCAUCGCAGGCCGCCGCUGCAGCGACAUACCACUAAUUCGCCGACGAUCCUUGGCCAGGUACAGCCUGUGACAGACUUGGGCAUUUCUCCUCAUUCCCAACCUCCUCCAACCAUCGCACCUCAAAGCGUGCCAACGCCACCAGCCCCGGCUGCCGAAUCUCCCCAAGCGAAAGCACACACUCCACCUGCACCCAUCGCGUCUCCAAGAUCGCUGCGGAAGACAAAGGGCACAGCAUCGCCAGGGGCUGCAUUUGGUGGAUUGAUCGAUGGAACGGUACCGCCUAUCAACGUUCUCAUCGUAGAGGACAAUAUUAUCAACCAAAAGUUACUCGAGGCCUUUAUGAAACGUCUCAGUGUGCGCUGGAAGUGUGCAGGUAAUGGCGAAGAGGCUGUACGAAAAUGGCGUCAGGGUGGAUUUCACUUGGUGCUUAUGGACAUUCAGCUUCCCGUUAUGAACGGACUGGAUGCAACCAGGGAGAUUCGACGACUAGAAAGACUUAACGGAAUUGGUGUUUUCCCUAAGACGGCCUCUGGACGAUCAAGUGCUUCAAGCACUAAUGCGUCCGACAAACGCCCCGGGCUUUACCGCUCGGUUAGCGAAGAAGAUACCUUGAAUGAUCUGUCAUUGUUCCGAAGUCCUGUAAUCAUUGUUGCAUUGACUGCUAGCAGUUUGCAAAGUGACCGUCACGAAGCAUUAGCUGCUGGGUGUAAUGAUUUCUUAACCAAGCCUGUCGGAUUCCCCUGGCUCGAACAGAAAGUAACCGAGUGGGGCUGUAUGCAGGCCCUCAUUGACUUCGAGGGUUGGCGAAAAUGGCGUGGAUUUGUGGAUUCUCCCCGAUCCAGGUCUCCCAACUUCCACAAUGCAGCCAGCCCUAUGCAAACUGGUAGUCGCGAGACUAUUUCCCAACCAGAGUUGUCAUCACCAUCAAUAUCCCGAACUACCGGGAAACCAAAGGCCAAAGGUCUCAAGCGACCUACUUUGCCAGAUGCAGAUGAAAUCUUAAGAGAAGAUUCAUGGGGCAGUGGUAGUGGCGAUACUGGGGAUUCAGCAACCACCAGCCUUGACGCAACCCCGGCUGAUGUUGAUCCCAAUGCUCCCGGAUCAUCUGCUCCCAAGAAUGAGUCUUGA
Molecule: messenger RNA, 2295 nt
Organism: Penicillium malachiteum
Lineage: Eukaryota; Fungi; Ascomycota; Eurotiomycetes; Eurotiales; Aspergillaceae
Product: response regulator
Exons: 4
Coding region: 1-2295 (764 amino acids)
Biological process (GO): osmosensory signaling via phosphorelay pathway
Cellular component (GO): Mcs4 RR-MAPKKK complex
Molecular function (GO): phosphorelay response regulator activity; protein kinase activator activity
Source: RefSeq, a predicted model, not a curated record